AUGGAAGCGAUCGGCGACGACGAUGAGCUAAGAAAGAGCACAGCUUCUCAGGGGAGAAGAAUCUCCUCUACGAUUCUUCUUCUUCUUCUUCUUCUGUUAAUCUCCUUGAGCUCGAGGGUUUCUGGUUCGAUAGACGAAUCCGGAAGAAGAGUGAUUGAAGCGAGAACUGGGCAAGACUUGAUUUGGGUUGUUCAGCUAUCGGAUCUCCAUUUCAGUGUUCAUCACCCAGAAAGAGCCCUUGAUUUCAAAAACAUAGUGGGAUCUGCUCUCUCUCUGAUCAACCCUUCUCUUGUCCUUAUCACCGGCGAUCUCACAGAUGGGAAGAGCAAAGACAUGUUAACAAUGAAGCUAAAUGAAGAUGAGUGGUUAGAAUAUGAGAGUGUGAUGCAGGAUGUUGUGAAGAGAAGUGGGUUGAAUAAGUCACUAUUCUAUGAUCUUAGAGGUAACCACGACAACUUUGGUGUUCCCUCUGUUGGUUCAUCUGUUGAUUUCUUCUCCAAGUAUAGCAUCAAUGCACAGAUGGGAAGGAAAGAGAAUGUUAACGCCGUCACUGUUGAGACUAGUGAACGUAAACAUUUGUUUGUUGGUGUUGACACAACGAUGCAUAUUGGACUACGAGGACCCACGAAUCUCUUUGGGCACCCAACUGAUGAACUUUUGAGCUCGCUUGACACACACCUGUCGCAGUGGGACAACCAAUCAACAAAGCCUGUGACGAAGAUAUCAUUUGGGCAUUUUCCGUUGUCCUUCUCGGCGCUGACACAUUCUAAGAAGAGCCUUAAAGAUGUUUUCUUGAAGCACUCCAUCUCUGCUUAUCUGUGUGGCCAUCUUCACUCAAGGUUUGGCAAGAACCUUAAAAGACACCAUCACUCUGGUGGUGGUAUCAGUUUAUCAGAUAAUGACUUGUUUCAGCUGAAUAUGAGGCAGAGUAGUGUUGAAAGCACUUCCAACUGCUCGUUUGGAGCCUUGCCAGCUGCAGAGUUCUGGGAAUGGGAGAUGGGUGACUGGAGGAAAAACAGGGCAAUGCGGAUCAUGGCCAUUGAUAGGGGUCAUGUUUCAUAUCUUGAUCUUGACUUCAAGUCAAAAUCCCAGAAGACAAUCAUAUUACCAACCUUUCCAUUAGAUUCUCGUUUCAUGUCAACAUCAUUUGCACGCCACAGAUACGAAUGCCAACAUAUGAUCUCUUCAUCUUACGACGCAAUCAGAACCAUUGUGUUUUCUCAUUCCCUGGUUGUCGAAGUUGUAGCUAGAGUUUAUGACUCAAGCCCUGGAUUCAACAAUCUGGUCAUGGAAGCUCCAAUGAGAAAACACGGAGACGAUUCUUCUUCUUCUUCCGGGGCAUCGUUUUUUUCGCUUCCAUGGAACUAUAGAGCCUUUGAAGAUCCCUUACCUGAUAGAUUUUGGCUGCAAAUAGAAGUGACUGACGUCAAAGGCAGAUCAACUUUCUCAGAAAUGCGACCGUUUUCCAUCAAUAGUCUAAGCUCUAAAGUCUCAUGGACAUGGAAUGAGUUUCGUGUCAUGGGAUGCCAAUGGGCGGCGUUAUAUUACCCGAUUCUCUGGUCUGCUCUGUAUUGCUUGUUUCUCGUUUUUCUCAUCCCCAAAAGCAUUAUCAUUGUCUUCAAGAAGCAAUACACUCUCAAAAAGUUCAUGGCUAAGAAAGGACCAAUCACACUUGUGCUCUGGAUUCUCCAAGACCUUUGCAGGAUCCCUGUGGUCUGGUUCGGUUACAUGGCGUAUCUCUUUUAUCUCAUAUUCUUUCCUUGGUUCUCCGGUGAAGUGUUCACUGAUCCCGGGAACAGAACGUACAUGACUAUAAUGGGAUGGGUGGUCACGAGCUCAGGAGCAGGGGAGAGGAAGCAUGAAUACAUUGGACAGCCUGAUGUAAUGGUUCUGGUGAUCCCUCAUCUGAUCUUUGUUGUGAUCCCCAGUGUCUUUGUCGUGUGUUGUCUGGUUGCGGAGAGAGAAAUGUACAAAGAUCACAUUAGAGUCGACUCUGGUAAGAAAGAGGAUGACCAUGACCGAGGAAGGAAGAAGAGAUGGCAACGCCGUUCGCUGUUGUUCUCUGACAGAAGACUGAUUCGGAAAUCGCUCUUGCUGGCUUCAUUGGCUCUAUACUGGAAACAUUUCAAGAAUUGCUGGGCUCUGGCUAGAGCGUAUGAGAUGAACAUGGUGCUUCAUUUUCCAGGUUACAGUUUUGUGAUGGCCAUGGAUUCUGAUGACAUGGAAACUGAGAGCGCCGAUCAAGUCACUACCAGUCCUCUGCCAUUUGCUAGAAGUUACCAAGUGGAGGCACUUGAGAAAGCUAUAAAGCAGAACACAAUUGUGUUCUUGGAGACUGGCUCUGGAAAGACCCUUAUCGCCAUCAUGCUUCUUCGUAGCUAUGCCUACCUUUUCCGCAAGCCCUCUCCCUGCUUCAGCGUCUUCUUGGUUCCUCAAGUGGUUCUUGUCAGUCAACAAGCAGAAGCCCUGAAGAUGCACACUGAUCUAAAAGUUGGUAUGUAUUGGGGAGAAAUGGGAGUUGACUUUUGGGAUUCUUCAACAUGGCAACAAGAAGUCGAUAAAUAUGAGGUUCUUGUGAUGACCCCUGCCAUUUUGCUCGAUGCAUUGAGACAUAGUUUUUUGAAGAUGAACAUGAUCAAGGUUCUAAUAGUUGAUGAGUGCCAUCAUGCUGGGGGAAAGCAUCCCUAUGCUUGUAUCAUGAGGGAGUUCUAUCACAAGGAUUUAAACUCUGCAAUUUCCGAAGUUCCCCGGAUAUUUGGGAUGACUGCAUCCCUUGUAAAAACAAAAGGUGCGAAGUUAGAUAGCUACUGGAAAAAGAUUCAUGAACUCGAAACUCUAAUGAAUUCAAAGGUCUUUACCUGUGUGAAUGAGUCCGUGCUGGCUGGGUUUGUCCCCUUUUCUACACCACACUUCAGGUACUACGAGCACAUGGAAAUACCAAGUUCUAAACGCGCAAGCUUGGUAGGGAUGCUGGAAAAUCUAACUACAAAGCAUCGCUUCUCACUUGCAACCUUGGAUCUCAAAGCCUCUACUGUUGAUUCUAUAGAGAAGAGACUGCGGAAGAUAAGUUCAUGCCUAACUUAUUGUUUGGAUGAUCUCGGAAUUUUGCUGGCGCAGAAGGCUGCUCAGUCAUUGUCAACCAGUCAGAAUGACUUUUUCUUGUGGGACCAACUAAAUAUGUUUAGUGAGACCUUCGUCAAAAAAUUCUGCUCUGAUGCUUCACAAGAGUUCUUAGUUGACAUACCUCAUGGUCUUGAUUGGGGUGUCACUAACAUGAAAGAAAAUUUGGAGGCAGGUCUUAUAACGUCAAAAACAUUCUGCCUCAUUGAAUCUCUUCUUGGUUAUAGGUCCUUGGAGAACAUACGGUGCAUUGUUUUUGUGGAUAGGGUGAUAACAGCAAUGGUUGUGGAAUCCCUUUUGGCUGAGAUUCUUCCAAACUACAAUAACUGGAAAACCAAGUACGUUGCAGGAAAUAACUCUGGUCUGCAAAGUCAAACCAGGAAGAAGCAAAAUGAAAUUGUGGAAGACUUCCGGAGAGGCUUGGUAAACAUCAUUGUAGCAACAUCUAUUCUUGAAGAGGGUCUAGAUGUUCAAAGUUGCAAUCUGGUUGUCAGAUUUGAUCCUGCAUCCAACAUUUGCAGUUUCAUACAGUCUCGUGGGCGUGCUAGAAUGCAAAAUUCAGAUUAUUUGAUGAUGGUGAAAAGUGGAGACCUAUUAACACAAGACCGAUUAAUGAAAUUCCUUUCUGGUGGGAAAAGAAUGCGUGAAGAGUCUUUGGAUCAUUCUCUUGUCCCCUGUCCACCUCUUCCAGAAGAUUCAUCCGAGGAUUUCUUCCGAGUAAACAGUACGGGAGAAAUUGUAACUCUUAGCUCAAGCGUCAGCUUAAUCUAUUUCUACUGCUCAAGGCUUCCUUCAGAUGAAUACUUCAAACCAGCUCCUAGAUUUGAUGUAGACAAGGAUCAGGGGAUUUGCACCCUUUACCUACCUAAGAGCUGCCCAGUAAAAGAAGUAAGAGUUCAAGCAAAUGCUAAUGUGUUAAAACAAGCUGCCUGUCUUAAAGCUUGCAUUCAGCUGCACAAAGUUGGAGCUCUGACUGAUAAUCUUGUGCCUGACAUAGUUGUGGCGGAAACUGUCCAACAAAAACUCGGGAAAAUCGAGUAUAACACAGAACAGCCAUGUUACUUUCCCCCAGAGCUAGUCUCCCAGUUCUCAGCACAGUCGCAGACAACAUACCACUUCUACUUAAUAAGAAUGAAGACAGACUCUCCAAGAAAUUUUCGUUUUACCGAUAUUCUUCUGGGCACCAGAGUUGAACUUGAAGAUGACAUUGGGAACACUUGCUUCCGGUUGGAAGACCAUAUUGGUACAAUAGCUGUGACAUUGAGUUAUGUGGGAGCUUUUCACUUUACUCAAGAGGAGGUCCUUUUGUGUAGAAAGUUUCAGUUAACUCUUUUCCGAGUUCUUUUGGAUCGCAGUGUGGAAAAUUUGAUGAAGGCAUUGGAUGGAUUGCAUCACAAAGAAGGGGUGGCACUUGACUAUCUACUACUUCCAUCCACUCAUGAGCAUGGAACAUCUCUUAUCAAUUGGGAUGUGGUUAGAUCAGUGAAUUCAACUUGUCAUAAAGCUGAGGAAAGACACAUUAAUUGUUCUGCCAAGGCUGCUUCUCGCAUUAUACACACAAAAGACGGUUUGGCUUGUACUUGUGCCGUGGAAAAUGCAUUGGUUUACACUCCACAUAAUGGAUACGUCUACUGCACCAAAGGUGUUCUCAACAAUCUAAACGCAAAUUCAUUGAUGACAUAUUCCAAUCAGACUUACAUAGAGCACUAUAAGAAACGGCAUGGGGUUCAAUUAGAUUUUGUGGAUGAACCCCUUCUGAAUGGGAGACACACUUUCACGCUGCAUAAUCAUCUUCGCUUGAAUAUGAUGAAGAAAAAGAAAGAGCAUGAAAGAGAGUUUGUUGAACUACCUCCUGAAUUGUGUCACGUCAUUUUGUCCCCACUGUCAGUUGAUAUGAUCUAUUCAUAUACAUUCAUCCCAUCUGUUAUGCAACGCAUUGAAUCUUUGCUUAUAGCAUACAAUCUGAAAAAGAGCAUCCCAGAAGUCAAUAUUCCAACCAUCAAGGUUCUUGAAGCCAUCACGACUAAAAUGUGCCAAGAUCAGUUUCACUUGGAGUCACUAGAAACUCUUGGCGACUCUUUUCUGAAGUAUGCUGUUUGUCAGCAACUGUUCCAACAGUAUAAUACUCAUCACGAGGGUCUCCUCAGCACAAAGAAAGAUGCAAUGAUUUCAAAUGUCAUGCUCUGCAAACUUGGAUGUAACCAGAAACUUCAGGGAUUUAUCCGCAAUGAGUAUUUUGAACCUAAAGGUUGGAUGUUUCCUGGUCAACCAUCUGCAGCUUAUGCUCUUCGUGUGGCCGACGUUGUAGAAGCAUUAAUUGGUGCAUACCUCAGCGAAGGAGGUGAAGUUGCAGCUUUGAUGUUCAUGAAUUGGGUAGGUAUAAAGAUCGAUUUCACAACUACGCCAAUUGAAAGAGAGUUCUCAAUACAAGCAGAGAAGCUUGUGAAUGUAGGCUAUAUGGAGUCACUGUUGAAUUACAAAUUUAAGGAUCAGUCUCUUCUAGUUGAGGCAUUGACUCAUGGCUCAUACAUGAUUCCUGAAAUUCCAAGAUGUUAUCAGCGGGUGGAGUUCCUCGGUGACUCGGUGUUGGAUAUCUCAUAA
Messenger RNA from Microthlaspi erraticum, 5721 nucleotides. The record is from the annotation of a GenBank genome assembly. NCBI's taxonomy places the organism in Eukaryota, Viridiplantae, Streptophyta, Magnoliopsida, Brassicales, Brassicaceae.